Messenger RNA from Culex pipiens pallens (northern house mosquito), 1314 nucleotides. Its product is annotated as ficolin-2-like. The record is from RefSeq and is a predicted model, not a curated record. Bases 20 to 1270 code for a protein of 416 amino acids. Lineage: Eukaryota; Metazoa; Arthropoda; Insecta; Diptera; Culicidae. The transcript has 4 exons.
CAUUCAGUUUUGCUUCACCAUGAUAAGACUACUGAAUGCGAUAUUGCUGAUUGCCAAAGUGAACUAUUCGGGAGCAAAUUUCAUUGAGAAUCAAAACAUUCAAAACAGCUCAAGUUCAGUGAGCUUCUCCAACCUACCGCGAACAUGCUCGCUCGCGACUAGUCGCCACUCCGGCGUUCAGCUGAUCCAUCCCCAACCAGGAUUCCGUGAACCGUUCGAGGUGUUCUGCGACCAGGACUACGAGGGUGGAGGCUGGAUCGUGAUUCAGAACCGCUACGACGGAUCGGUUCACUUCUACCGCGAUUGGAGCGAGUACGAGCGUGGCUUUGGAGACUUGGAGGAGGAAAUGUGGCUGGGACUGGGCAAGAUUCACGAGUUGACCUACUCGAGGCGGUACGAGUUGCACGUGCUGUUGGAGGAUUGGGAGGGGAUUCGUGCGGUGGCACGAUACAGUGACUUUUUGGUGGCUGGACCGGCGGAGAAGUACAUGCUGAGGAGUUUGGGAAACUUUAGUGGGAAUGCUGGAGAUUCUCUGAGAGAGCAGCUGGGCAUGAAGUUUACCACGUUUAAUGCUGAUAACGAUCUUAACGCGGGCAAUUGUGCUGUCGCUUGUUCAACAACCCAAAUCCGCACAAAUCCUCCCCAAACAUGCUCACUUUCAACCAAUCGCCACUCAGGGAUCCAGCUAAUCCACCCCCAACCGGGAUUCCGCGAACCGUUCGAGGUAUUCUGUGACCAGGAGUACGAGGGUGGAGGUUGGGUCGUGAUCCAAAAUCGCUACGAAGGAUCGGUUCACUUUUACCGAGGUUGGAACGAUUACGAGCGUGGAUUUGGCAGCCUAAACGGCGAGUUUUGGUUAGGUUUGAGCAAGAUUCACGAACUGACCUAUUCGAGACGGUACGAGUUGCACGUGCUCCUGGAGGAUUGGGAAGGAAUUCGAGCGGUUGCUCGGUACGAUAACUUUUUGGUGGCUGGACCGGAGGAGAAGUACAUGCUGAGGAGCUUGGGAAACUUUAGUGGGAAUGCAGGGGACUCGCUGGAUUACCAUCUUGGUAUGAAAUUCACCACAUUUGACGCAGAUAACGAUCUUUCCACAGGCAAUUGUGCUGUCACCUUUUACGGUGCAUGGUGGUAUAGAGCUUGUCAUGGCAGCAACUUGAAUGGACUAUACAUGCAAGGAUUCAAUCGUACAGGAAUGGACUGGAGAACGUUCAGACCUGAUGGAUACAGUCAAAGAAUGUCACGGAUGAUGAUUCGGGCUAGAAACUGAACUCAUUUGCUUACUGUCAAUUACUAUAAUAAAGUACUUAAAAG